Ylistrum balloti is the source of this 2679-nucleotide messenger RNA. RefSeq lists its product as uncharacterized. Lineage: Eukaryota; Metazoa; Mollusca; Bivalvia; Pectinida; Pectinidae. The transcript has a single exon. The coding region runs from base 24 to 1340 and encodes 438 amino acids. The record is from RefSeq and is a predicted model, not a curated record.
AAUCUACUUGUAUAGAUCACACAAUGAACACGAAUCACCUUGUCGUGAUAUUUUCAAUACACUGGUUCGUCGGGUUUUGCGUAAUUCAAAAGAGCGUCAAUUUUUUAUAUGGUGACUUUUCUUGGAAAGAUGGAUUCAGUCAACCCGGCUGUCGUCUGCUUGGAGAGGAAUUUAUCGACGAAAACUUAAAUGAUGUCCGCGCGGAUUAUUUGUCAAAAAAACGUACAAACAGCACAUUUUAUCAAGAAUAUUGGAUAGCAGCGCACGUCCUGUACACCAAAUGGAUAAGACUAACGGGCUGUUUUCUGAUUGACAUAAGAAACUUAGUAUCAAUCGUAGGAACUUUUGAUACAGCAGGGUGUAGUUCGUACUGUAACGGAUCAACCUUCGGAUUAACAUCAGAGCGCUGUGUCUGUUUUUCUGCAAAUUUUUCCGGCGAGGAGGCCUUUUGUGAAACCUCUACAUGUCCACACGAUUCUGAUGCAUUUUGUGGAAGUGUCAUUUUCGCCAAAAAAGUUUGUAUCUGUGUUUAUGAAAUAUUGGAUUUGGAAAGAGAUAAUAAGACCGGAAAUUGCAAAACCAUCAACUUAAGCCGUGGUGAUGGAAGAUUGGUGACAAAUCAUUGCAGCAAUCAUCAUACGUUUCUUUGUCAAAAAAGUGAUGACGAUGAAGUAGUGCUUCAUCAGCAGACAAAGAACUGGACAGAAGCUGGAUUCACCUGUUAUAGAAACUACACCUCCCAAUUCUACAACGGACGUUUAGAUAUUAGAAACCCGUAUGAAGGUCAACACUGGGUAGGCAUAUUUCGUAAGGGCAUGUUCCAAUGGGGAGGCCAGCUCAAGAGAGAAAGUGACUUCGAUUGUGUAUCUGUUACAGUUGACCUGAAUGGUAAACUUAAGAAGAAUAUAAAGCCAUGUGAUUCACGACUGUCUUUACUUUGUGAAAUAUCACCAAAUGAAGGUACUGGAGUUGGUUUGAUAAACGAAACAAGCACGACUAACUUUACAAAUGUUUUGGAAACAUCUACACAUGCGUAUGCUGUAAACACGACAUCCCAUGAUCUGAACGUGACAUCACUUCUGAUAGGACUAGUAGGAGGAAUAAUCAUCGUGUUCACCGCGUUUACAACUUUUUGUAUCUUUAAACACCGAAAAAGUACCGUUAGUUCCCGGGAAAUCGUUAAUCAAGUUCCUGAUCCUAAUGUGGACACCAACUACGAUCGCUUGAAUCCCAUCAGAGAAGCAAAUCAUUACACUGAAAUCCAAAACAGGCCAUUGACGUAUGAUUAUGUAUCGACGUUAAACACUACCAGAGAAUAUGUGGUGAUCACUGAUACGUGACAAAAACCUGCAAGUCACCUACGUUUAUUGUCUACGUCACCACUGAAAUAGGUCAUAAGUUAAAUUAUAGACACAAAUUAAACAUUUUAACAUUUCAUUAACUAUCUAUCAAAGCAAGUUAUUUUUGUAUCGCUAAGGUUUAACAUCGGUGAAGAAGAGAAACGUGAUGAUUUCACUUUGACUUAAGUGACUUUUAUAUUUCUUGAAAACAACAUUUCUUCAUCCCCAACUUAUUGUGUUUAUUUGUCGCAGUUGAUUCGCUAUCAAAGGUAUGUUCUCAAUAAUACAAUUUUCGGGCAAGAUGUCGAUAACUGACAAAGGCACCACACGGGGUUUCGUAAAUGCAGGUUGAGCAAACUUAGAAGGAAGUUUUUCGGUCUUCAUAAUGAUCUCAUUGAGAAAUAUUCUAUUCAUUUGUGCGAAAUGGAGCUGGACGCGUUUGAAGUUUGUUAGUUUGCCUUAAGGUUCCGUUGUUGUAUGCUGCUGAAACGGGAGGAAUGAGACUAACACAUAUUGGGAAGCAAAUGGGUCCGAGUAACAUAAGAUGUGAACACAUCGCGGUCUAGCAUCACCGCUUUCAUCAGUCUAUACUCUGCCUUGUCGCAAUCUUCAUCUGUCUUUGUGGGUUAGUAUCGACCAAUGAGAACCUUUAAAACAAAUAAGUAUAAAAGGGCUUACAUAUACUAUUUCGUUACACCAAGUAUUACAGCAACCAAAUAGAUAUUGUUAGGGUAUAACUCUCUCUCUCGAUAAUAGCUAAAAUAAGUUUGGAGUCUUCCAGAAAUAUGCAAUUUGACAAGGUUUGCGGAGAGGUUAAAUUCAUAUUCAACAAUGAUGUUUGUCUUAAAACUACAGAAGGAUCCUAGUAUCAUCACAAUUCAAAUUGUACGGGGAAGUAUAGUUUCCCUAUAAGAUGGUGACGGACCACAUUUCCGGAUCUAAUUUUGGAUAGAUCCUGUAUUACGUAGAAGAUUGGCGGUUUCUGUUUAAAGGUUAUUUCACAAAACUCCCAUGUAGUUUCAAAACUCUCUUUGUAAAACAAAAAUGUGGUGAAUCCCUUCAGUACAAACUAGAAUAUUAUUUUGAUAGUACAGGAAUAAUUUUGUUGAAGUAUAGUUUUGUGAGGAAAACACAGCCUUUUCCAAAAUUCAUACAAACGUUCGUUCUAACUGUAGCUGAAUAUUUACACACAUAGAUGUAUAUUUAUCUACAUACAACUAACAACUGUAAAGUUUUGCAGUUUACAAGUUGUACUACCAAUUAUUAUUUUUUUUACAAACAUAACGAUUUUUUAUGUAUAAUAUUGUAUAGAUAUUAAAAAGAUGUUGGUACAACACUA